AUGAAGUCCUGCCAGUAUAUCAGUGAUACCUGUUUAGUCAAUAAGAAACUACAUAAUUGGUUGGAAGAACCAGUAAGUCAAGAAUCUGGAGUUUUUCUUUGCAUCUCUCUUUUCCACUUCAUUACCUCCCUCUCUUUUCAUAAUUGGUUGAAAGAACCAGUAGGUCAAAAAUCUAGAGUUUUUCUUGGCUUCUCUCUUGACCAUCUCGUCUCCAGCAACGAUAUCUUCUUCUCUCUUCAUAAUUGGCUGGAAGAACCAGUAGGUCAAAAAUCUGGAAUUUUUCUUAGCUUCUCUCUUCACUACUUCCGAGGUCUCUUCCUCUCCUCUCUUCAUAAUUGGUUGGAAAAACCAAUAAGUCAAAAAUCUCGAGUUCUUCUUGUCUUCUCUCUUCUCAAGGCUCGACUCAGGCACCAAGUUUUCAAUGGGAAAGCUUUCCCGCUUCAUAUACUGAGCAGCAUUGAAUUCGUAGCCGGUUGCAACUUCACCAAGCUCACGUUUUUCUGGACUUUCCUCCUUAACGGUGGUGUUCACAAGGAAAAGGGUGAUAGUUCCACUGUUGUUGAGGUAAAUUGGAGCAUUGGUUUCGUCAAUAGUCACAAUUUGGUUGACAGCACUCUUUGGGAAGGGAACUGGAAUCUUAUCAGAUGCUGCAGCAAGAGGUGCGGCGGCAGCGUAGGUUGCAAAUAA
This is a messenger RNA of Meyerozyma guilliermondii ATCC 6260, 687 nucleotides long. RefSeq lists its product as uncharacterized. Bases 1 to 687 code for a protein of 228 amino acids. NCBI's taxonomy places the organism in Eukaryota, Fungi, Ascomycota, Pichiomycetes, Serinales, Debaryomycetaceae. The record is from RefSeq and is a predicted model, not a curated record. The transcript has a single exon.